AUGGAGAAGGUCAGCUUGAGGGAGGAAGCCGAGCAGUUUCUCAUUGAGGAGUCUGUCAACUAUAAUGCUGAGAGCAAGUGCUUGGAGGCCGUCCUCCCCUUUAUCAAAUCUCCGGAGGGAAAUUUAAAAAAUAACUUUAACAGAGCUUUCAAGAUCUUGGAAACUCAAGUCAAGGGUGCUGCAAAAAGUGAACAGACGAGACUAGACGUCCUUGCAUCGCACAACAAGUUAAGAGAUAAGGGACAUGUUAUGCCACUUGAUGAACUCCCUGAGGAUGUCCGUGAAUGUGCUCUAGAGGAACCUGGUUAUUAUAUACCUUGGAGAACAGUUUGGAAUGCAAGUAGUUUGUCGACUCCGUGCAGAAUGGUUUUCGAUGCGUCCAGCACGACCCCAGGUGGUGAAUGUUUAAAUAAUAUUCUGGCUAAGGGUGAGAAUAAGUUAAGCAACCUUCUCUCUAUUUUGAUCCGGUUUCGAACCCUCCCCUUUGCCUUCACCGGAGAUGUAUCCAUGGCAUACAACGGAAUCAAAUUGAAACCAGAACAUUAUAGAUUCCAAAAGUAUUUGUGGAAGGAGGAUUUGAACCCGGAGAACCCUGUGAGGAUCAUGGUCGUAAAAACUUUAAUUUACGGAGUCCGUCCGUCGGGAAAUCAACUUAUGGCUGGGUUCAACAAAUUGGCGGAUUACUGUAUCAAGGAGUACCCGGAGCACGCUGAAGGUGCGGACGUGCUUAUAUCUAACACAUAUGUUGAUGAUGCAGUUCGUUCUUGUGAAGAUGAGAUCAGCAUGAAGAACGAGUCGGAGAGUUUAAUCUUUGUACUGACUCAGGCUGGCCUGGGAGUUAAAUCCAUAACCUGGAGUGGAAGCAAACCAUCUGAACUAGUGUCUGGAGAUGGGGUUCAUGUUGGGGUUGUGGGUUUGUUAUGGGACAGUGAGAAGGACCAGAUAGGGAUUGAUGUGAAACCUUUGUAUUUUGGUAAAAUGAAACGGGGUAAGGCCCCUGAACUAGUGACUGGUGAUGUAAAAACCGCUUUGUCCUCAGUUUUUUCUAGGCGAACCCUGUGGGGACAGGUUGCAAAGUUUUGGGAUCCGAUGGGGCUGUUGACUCCAUUAACCUCGAGGCUCAAGCUUGACCUCCGAUCUGUGACCUUGCUAGGUUUGGAUUGGGAUGACAAGAUCCCUGACGAAUACUUGGAUACAUGGGUGAGAAAUCUUAGUGAUAUAGAAGCUGCCAAAGAGAUAAGAUUUCGACGAGCAGUGAUUCCCCCUGAUGCUCUGGAAUGCCAGGUGGAUAUGAUCACCUCAACAGACGCAUCGGAGAACAUUGCUGUCGCAUGUGUACACACACGUGUUCGACUUCAGCAGGGAGGCUUUCAUGUUCAACUGAUGGCAGCAAAGUCGAGGUUGGUGAGUACAAAUACAAUACCUAAAGCAGAGCUGAAAGGGGCAGUAAUGGGGGCUUGUAUUAGUCAUGUAGUUCGAUCUAACCUAGGUGCAGUUUUAAAUACUUCCUUAUAUGUAACGGAUUCAACAAUUGUAUUAUACUGGAUCCAACAGGAUCAACGCCCCCUGCAAACUGGAGUUCGAAAUGGAGUAGUUGAAAUCCAUAGGUUUUCUAAUGCUAGUAGAUGGUUCCACAUUGAGACAGAGCUGAAUGUUGCAGACAUAGGAACAAGAUGGUGUGAGGUGUCUGACCUUGGACCAACCUCCAUUUGGCAAAAUGGAGCAGAAUGGAUGAAAAUGGAGGAGGCAGAAAUGCCUAUCAAGACUAUCUCUGAGAUUACGAUGAAUGGAGAGCAGAAACGUCUUGCUGCUCAAGAAAUGAAAGCCUCUGAUAUCCACGGGGUAAGAAUCCACUCUCUGAGAACUAAGGUGGCCGACAGGUACGGGUUCAGUGAGUACCUGGUGGACCCCAACAAGUACAGCUGGGAGUUCGUGGUUAGGAUUAUGAGUUACGUUUUGAGGUUUAUUCGUAAAGUCUUAUCAAGGUAUUCACCAGUAUGGAGGCCCCCUGUGAAACCUGAAGGAGCUGUGGACCUGGUGGACACGGUGGCAGCCAACCCCUUAGAGCUGGGUGGCGAUGAUAUUCUCUGGGGGGAAAACUAUUUCUUCAAACUUGGAUCUGAUGAGGUGAAGCAUUUUUGUUCUAAAAAAGAUUUCCAGGGGUGUACUGUUGAGAAAGGGGGGAUUUUGUUCUAUACUAGCAGAAUUCUUGACGGUCAAACUAUCGAGGACCCUGAGGAGGCAAUGCUUGACCUCCAACCUCUAUCAUUUGUUAGACCAGUCUUGGACAGAUUUUCUCCAGUCGCCUAUUCGAUAAUGUUACAUGCACAUGGAGUAGUGAGUAAACACCGAAAUGCAAUUUGUACCUUGAGGGAAUCCCGAGCUAUUGCGUAUAUAUUUCGAGGACGUGAUUUAUCCAUAGAGGUUAGGGAGAAUUGUGUUUCUUGUAGGAGGUAUAGAGCUAAGCUUUUAGAGGUUGAAAUGGGACCCCUCCAUGAGAACAGAUUAACUGUUGCCCCUGCAUUUUACCUGGUUCAAGUGGACCUAUUUGGGCCCUAUCAAGCCAUGUGUGAACACAACCACAGAAGUACAGUCAAGUGCUAUGGCCUCGUCUUCAAGGACCCGUCGACCUUGGCUGUUGCAAUCCACAUGAUGCAAAAUUAUAGUACAUCUGCAUUUCUUCAAGCGUACACAAGAUUCAGUUCUCGUUAUGGGCACCCUGCGAAGUUAUUCAUCGAUGCUGGUAGUCAGCUCGUGAAAGCGUGUAAGGAGGCUGAGAUCUCUAUUGUUGACAUAUCAAGAGAACUAUCGACAAAGUAUCAGGUUGGAGUGGAUUAUCAAACCUGUCCAGUUGGAGGACAUAAUGCCCAUGGAGCCGUUGAACGCAGUAUUAGAGACAUUAAAGUAUUGUUAGGCAGGGUGUUCUCUGGGUUCAAGCUUGACCUGAUAUCUUAUGAGACGUGUUUUGCUUGGAUCUCGAACGAAUUGAAUUGUUUUCCAAUCUGUAUGGGAAGCAGAACUUCAAACCUUGACCAUGUGGACCUUAUCACCCCUUCUAGGUUGCUGUUGGGUCGAAAUAACCGUCGGUCUCUGGGCGGAUAUGCAAAGAUUGAUGUCCCAUCUCGGCUUAUGGAUCAAAUGGAUCGAGUGUAUAAAAGUUGGUGGAAUGUGUGGGCUACUGAGAGGAUUGUGGAUUAUAUUCCUCAAUCUCCGACAUGGAAAACAACCUCUAAACAACCCUCUGUUGGAGAUGUUGUUAUUUUCUUAAAGACAGAGGCUGAGGCUGGAUUUGGGGAACCUGUUUGGAGGAUGGGUCGGGUUGAUGAUGUUGAGUACUCUGCUGACGGGAUUAUACGUGCUGUGAUUAUUUCCUAUAAGAAUAACAAUGAGGCUACAUUUAGAAGUACAAGAAGAUCUGCUAGGAAGAUUGCAGUGUUACACCAUGAGGGUGACCUGGAGCUAAUUGAAGAACUUAACCAGGCAUCCAGGGAUGCUGGAGUACAUUUCUUUUUCAGGAACCCAGUGUGA
Eurytemora carolleeae is the source of this 3528-nucleotide messenger RNA. RefSeq lists its product as uncharacterized. Bases 1 to 3528 code for a protein of 1175 amino acids. NCBI's taxonomy places the organism in Eukaryota, Metazoa, Arthropoda, Copepoda, Calanoida, Temoridae. The transcript has a single exon. The record is from RefSeq and is a predicted model, not a curated record. Gene Ontology annotation, molecular function: nucleic acid binding. Gene Ontology annotation, biological process: DNA integration.